AUGAUAGGAGCAACAACAAGGUGUAAGGAAGUUUUUUCUACGUGGGUUUUGGCUGGCUGUGGUGGUUAUGCAUUUGAGCUUUUCAUGAAAGUUGUAGAGAGAGUCGUUUUUGCAGAAUUCACAUGCAUUCUGGCACUAGGAGGGUCCAUAAUGGGAAUAAUUGCAGGAGCAAUCAAAGGGCAAACCACAGAAGCUGGUUUUCUAGAUGGGGCUGGGAAAGGAGCUGUGACAGGAGCCAUUGCAGCACUACAAUUGCUAAAUUUUUCUGCUGUUAAUGAUUCAAUGUCAAAGGUUGACCUGCUGAGGAGUUUGUUAAAUGGAGAGGUAUUUAUGGAAUGGAUAUGUCCAGCUGUUGCACAAGCCUAUCAGUGUCAUAUGAAUGCACAAGGAACAACUUAUACACAACUAUCAGAUAUUUAUUAUGACAUUACCAGGGGAGUCAACAUCAAAGGGAUUGCCCAUAAUAUUAUUCAAAAGCUUCCCGUUCAUCAAUUCAAUUCCACCAAAAUGUUGAAACUAUACAAUGAAUCAUGCUGCUCAAUUUGCUUUCAAGAUUUCGAGGAUGGAGAAUUUAUCAGAAUACUUCCAAAUUGUGGCCACUUUUUUCACUUAGUGUGCAUAGACAAAUGGCUAGUUCAACAAGGAUCAUGUCCCAUGUGUAGAACUUAUGUUCCAUAUUUAUGA
Abrus precatorius (Indian licorice) is the source of this 684-nucleotide messenger RNA. Its product is annotated as NEP1-interacting protein 1-like. The transcript is spliced from 5 exons. The record is from RefSeq and is a predicted model, not a curated record. NCBI's taxonomy places the organism in Eukaryota, Viridiplantae, Streptophyta, Magnoliopsida, Fabales, Fabaceae. The coding region runs from base 1 to 684 and encodes 227 amino acids.